UUCAAUUUUUUUUCCGAAAGCGAAACCUACAGAUAUGACUUCUUUUUUUAAGUUUCUGACAAUUAUUUUCUAUUCGUUUGUGCUAAAGUUAAAUUUUUGUUUAUCGUGUGAGGCAUUUUAUUCGGUCAUUCCUGAAAUAGAAAAUAAGGUUGGAACAACACAUUUGUUACAAGAAGCUAAGGCAUCCUCACUCUCAUUUUGUGGAUCUUUGUGUAUCAACAGCUGCAACUGCUUUGGGUAUAAUCGUCAAAAGGAACAAUGUCGAUUACAUGUAAUUUGUGAUGUUGGUAACAUGUCUGUUACAGACGCUGGAUGGAGGUACUAUCGUGUAUCUCGUGAAGCCAAAGACUGUCUGGCGCUGUUCCAGACUGGACACACUUGUUCCGGUGUAUACACAAUUUACCCGACAGGAGGCGCUAAAACUGAUGUCGUCUGCGAUAUGAAAAUAAUGGGAGGAGGCUGGACACUUAUUCAGAAUCGUUUUGAUGGGUCUGAAAAUUUCAACAGGAACUGGGCCGAUUAUAAGAAUGGAUUUGGGUCGUCUGUCGGUGAAUACUGGAUUGGUAAUGACGUCAUUCACGAAUUGACGAAAAACUCCAGCUCAUUGUACAUUUCAAUCACCCUUAAUAACGGAACAACUUUUUUUGAACUGUACGAAAUAUUCUCAAUUUCGAGUGAAGCUGAUAAUUACAGGCUUUUUAUAGGAGGACAGGCCACUGGAACUCUCGGUAAUCGGAUGAGUCAAAUACCAGCAGGGGAUGAUAUCAAUGGAGCAAUGUUCUGUACACUGGACAGAGACAAUGACAACCAUAUUAACGGCCAUUGUGCCAGGGAUCACUCUGGAGGAUGGUGGUUCAAUAUCUGUCACGACGCCUACCUGAAUGGACCGUACGGAUCGCCAUCUUGGAAUCAACCUUGGUACCCUCUAUUAAGCACGGGGGAAAUGAUUCAGAAAACAUCUAUGAUGAUCAGGCGAAGCUAAUCUGCUAAAUAAACAAGAAAGAAAGGAACUCAGAAAACCUACAGGACUGAACUCUCCAUGCCAUUUUUAUCAAUGGUUGAAACCAUCAGCAACCUAAGAAAAAAUCACGGACUGCACGAAAUAUUCAUGAUCAUCUCUGACUCAAAUUCCCACAAAAGACUAUUUUGCUGCUUCUGUUAUCUAACGUUUUGAUGUACAUUUACAAUUUUUUAGUUAAUAUUUCUUACUUUUUACGAACAAUGUAUUAGUAAUUAGUAUUGUUUUAAAGAAAGAAUGUAAAUAUAA
Molecule: messenger RNA, 1267 nt
Organism: Magallana angulata
Lineage: Eukaryota; Metazoa; Mollusca; Bivalvia; Ostreida; Ostreidae
Product: ficolin-1-like
Exons: 6
Coding region: 35-982 (315 amino acids)
Source: RefSeq, a predicted model, not a curated record